CCGAUGUAUCGAAGGACCUUUAAACCGUCCAAGAUUGCAACACGGGAAAACACCAAACUUCACCAAACAAAACAACUAAUUCCUACCAGUCUCCAUCCCGGGAGACUUAAAUACGCGCCACGAUGCCCCUGAACAACGAGCGUCCGUCCUCCACCUCCAGCGACGGCGAGUCAUCGACGUCGUCGGGGCGCUGCGACAGCACCGCGUCGGCCAGCGACACCGACUGCUCGCGCGAGAGCUUCACCAGCGACGGCUCCAGCAAACACUGCACGCCCUCCUCGAGCCCUCCCAAGACGCCCACCCUGGACGAGGUCAUGGGCUCCGCCAGAGAUCUCUCCAACCUCAGCUUGUUCCACGAGAUCGUCGUCAACCGCGACUUCCACCUGGAGCCGCACGCCAUACCCGAGGACAGUUUAUGGAAGAUGGUCCGCGACAACGUCCACAAGGCAUUCUGGGACAUCCUGGAGUCGGAGCUGAACGACGACCCGCCCGAGUACCAGCAAGCCAUCAAGCUGCUGGAGGAAAUCCGAGAGAUUUUGCUGUCCUUCCUCAACCCGGGCUCCAACCGCAUGCGGACGCAGAUCCUGGAGAUGCUGGACAUGGACCUGAUCCGGCAGCAGGUGGACAAUGACGCCGUGGACAUCGCGGGCCUCGCCUCGUACGUCAUCGGCGUCAUGGGAAAGUUGUGCGCGCCCGUCCGCGACCACGAGAUUAAGAAGCUGAGGGAGAGCACGGGCAACAUUGUGACGCUCUUCAGGGAGAUCUUCCGCGUGCUGGACCUGAUGAAGGCCGACAUUGUGAACCUGACCAUUGACAACCUGCGGCCUGUCAUGCAGAAGCAGAGCGUGGAGUACGAGAGGACAAAGUUCCAGAGCAUCCUGGACAAGACGCCCGGUGCUUUGAAGCACACCGCCGCUUGGAUCAAAAUGACUUUUGAGGAGCUUCUGUCCACCAUGCCGAGCAAUCAGGGAAAAGGACAGCUGUGUCUACCUGGACCCUUCCAAGUCCUUAAUGUAGCCUUCGUACAUAUCCUCAUGUGGGACUACACCGAGCACCCGCUCCCUGAGACGUGGAUGACGGACGAGGGGCGUCUGCGGGAGGUGCAGGCGCAGCUGAGGCAGUGGCAGGCGGUCAACGAGGUUCUGCUCAUCGUUCACAGCACGGUGGGCGGGGCCGUCCAGGGCGUGGCGGCCCUGUCCGAGCGCCUCAAGAGGAUGACCGCCGUGCUGCUCGACCACACGCGCAACCCGACUUUUAGCCUGCAGGAUGCGCUGGUGGGCGUCAGCGCUCAGACCUGCAGCGAGCUGAACAAGUCCCUGGCGGAGAGGGGCUACCCCACGUUGAGCCCCGCGAUGCAGGCCACCCUCACGGGCCAGAUCUGCAGCACCGCCCGCAAAGACAACCCCAUCCGCACUCUCGUCGAGGACCGCGUGCAGCACUACUUCACGGCGCUCAUCUGCGAUCCCAAACCUCAAGCCAGACUGGAGCAAACGCCCGCCGGCCUCACCGCCAUCCGCUCGGAGCUGGCCUCGCUGGCCGCCAAGUUCCUCUCCCUGGUCAACUACAACAAGGGCGUGUAUGGACCUUUCUACGCCGACAUCAUCAGGAAACUGAUGUUCAGCAACAGCCCGCCGCCACCGUCGCCGUCACCGCCUUCCCCUCCUCAAGACUCUGUCACCUCCGAAUAAACCUAUGACGUCCAUUUAGUUUCUUCGACAAGACACCAGAAUAACAAAUUGAGCUUGCUUUGCUCGCAGCGAAGUUUUGAAUACAGUACAAUGUCGCCCAACCUUUAUCUCGCCAAACAUAACAAAAACACUGAAAUAAUGAAGAUGGGCCUGUUUAGUUUUAGAACACAAAGCUUUUAUUCUGUCGUAUGAAUAGCAACGGGCUGCCAUUUAGCGGAAGAGCAUUUCAUUUUUCUGCCUGUCACUAUAUGUCGAUGGCAUAGACAGAUAGAUCAACAAUACAUUGUGUUUCCCACAGGACAUCCGGUGAAAAUGUUUGGGAAUCACUGGUUUAAUUUAUACCUACUUUUUAGCAUCGUGUCAUUUUGAUUCUUACAUGCAAAUGUAGUGAAAAGCUCUAGCUUUUUAAAGCAGAUUCCUAUAUUUACAAAAUAGCACAUUAUGACUGUUUUAAAGUUGUAUUAUAUAUAUAUAUAUAUAUAUAUAUAUAUCAUACUACAAAGCUCUUAGCUUCUUAAAGGAGCUAUUUAAAAAAACUAUGGAUUUUUUUUGUAUGUUGUAUACAUGGAGCAUUUUUGUGUGUCAAUUUGCCAAAUGUUUGCGCUAUACAUCAGUUUAUUCUCUUUGUGUGAUGGGGGAUGUUUGUUACAUGGCUCGGUACUGUAGUUUGUUACCAUAUUCCUGCAUUGGUUUGACAGAACCCGCGUGGAGACAAAGAAGUCAAAGGUGCUGAGCUGCAGAGGGAUUCUGCAUCCAAUCUGGAUCCAAAGAUGCGCAAAACAGAAAAGAAAUUAUUUACCUUAACUGAAGUUUACAUUAAAAAUGGGUUGUUUUCUUCUGUACUACAGCAAUAUAAAUAAAAAUGUAA
Phycodurus eques (leafy seadragon) is the source of this 2556-nucleotide messenger RNA. It is a transcript of the gene tcp11l2, whose product is annotated as t-complex 11, testis-specific-like 2. NCBI's taxonomy places the organism in Eukaryota, Metazoa, Chordata, Actinopteri, Syngnathiformes, Syngnathidae. The transcript has 10 exons. Gene Ontology annotation, biological process: signal transduction. The coding region runs from base 123 to 1688 and encodes 521 amino acids. The record is from RefSeq and is a predicted model, not a curated record.